AUGGGCAGCCCAAAUCGCCAGUCCAAGAAGGGGAUCCUCCUCUUCGAAGAAAGCCCGCGGCCCCAGCGGUUCUCGUACAAAUCGAACCCGUCAUCCAAGCCGAGUUCAGGCAAGAGGGCCCCCGCCAAUGCCCCGCACGACUCAGGCUACGUCCGCACAAACUUUAUGUCGGCCCAACCAUUGACUAACGUCAUGCCGUCUAACCCGUACGACUCGUACUUUGAGACCCCUGUGCUGGAACACACGGAAACGACGUCGACAGGAUCAAUCAAGUCAAAGCAAACCGAGUUUGCCGCGCCGCAGUUCCAGUCCUUCUACGUCGUCAUCGGCGCCUUCCUCGGCAUCGGCGUCGGCUUCGGGAUGUAUUACCUGCACAUUGGGACGGAGCUCGAGAAGGCACUGACAUUGCCGGGAGAUCUCUUCGUGCGCGCACUGCGAUGCCUCAUUGUGCCGCUCGUGUUUUGUGUCAUGACAAUCGUCGUGACGGAAAGUGUGUGUCUGGGCCGGUCGUCCAUCAUGCGGCUGCGCACGCUGCUCCCGUACAUAGCGUCAUCUGUUGUGUCGACGGUGCAAGGCACCGUGCUCGCCCUCCUAUUUAAGGACUACUUCGUCCCCCGAGGACCGCGCGGCACAGCGGACGGAGCUGCAUCCACUGGAGCCUUGUUCAAUUUGACGCUCCAGUGUGCCAAUGGCAAACUCCUGACAUUACUUGCCAACGGCACGUUGGGGUGUGUUGCGACCAACGCGACGGCGCCGGCACUCUUCCUUGCGGCCAACCACACGAUGGCUACGACGACAUCCACCACGAUCACGAUAGUCGAUCACCAGCUCAGUCUCGUGGACCAUAUCGUCGCAAUCUGCAACUUGCUUGUCCCCGGCAACAUUUUUCAAUCCCUCGUCGAUGGGUCGCUCCUGAGCAUCGUGAUGUUUUCAUUUCCUCUUGGCGUAGCACUUGCCCAGAGCGCCCCCAACGGCGCAGACAAUGUCGUGCUCAACUGCGUCCGGCAACUGCGCAAUAUUUUCGUACAGCUGCUCAAUGGCUUGCUUACCAUCACCCCCGUCGCAGUCGUCUUCCUCAUGGGCGGCGCCAUCGCCAAGGUCGACCAGCAAGACAUCAGUGAAGUCAUAUCUCAAAUGGGCUACCUCUUCCUCGCGUUCAUGAUCGGCGCCGUCUCCCAUGCCAUCGUCGUCCUGCCGUUGGUCGUGUACCUGUGGGUCAAGGUGAACCCGUACACGUAUCUGCAGCAGCUCAUCCCCGCUUACGUGUUUGCAUUUGGGUGCGCAUCGUCAAUGGCCACGCUUCCCGUCGCCAUUGAGUGCAUCCAACGGACCAAAGUGAGUCGGUCCUUGGCCCACAUUGCCAUGCCAUUCGGCACCCCUGUCAACUUGAACGCGUCCGGCAUCUACUACCCCCUGGCGGUCGUGUUUAUGGCCACGAUGUCCGGCCACGGAGACCUACUGACUCCCGUUCGAUUUUGCGUCAUCUUUUUUGUGAGUUUGCUUGGAUCCAUCGGGACCGCGCCGGUGCCCAACGCAGGCUUAGUCUACGUCAUGACGCUGUGGAAGACGUGCUUCCCGACAGUUGAUCUCCCCAUAACGUUUUCCCUCAUCGUGACCGCCGACAUUCUCUUGGACCGCUUGUCCACCGUGCUCAACGUGAACGGGAAUGCCAUGGCGACACGCAUCCUGGCCGAACAAAUCGACGAAACGUUCGAAGUGCAAGCUGACCGGAGAGUGUAA
Molecule: messenger RNA, 1740 nt
Organism: Aphanomyces invadans
Lineage: Eukaryota; Oomycota; Saprolegniomycetes; Saprolegniales; Verrucalvaceae
Exons: 1
Coding region: 1-1740 (579 amino acids)
Cellular component (GO): membrane
Molecular function (GO): symporter activity
Source: RefSeq, a predicted model, not a curated record